Messenger RNA from Ceratitis capitata (Mediterranean fruit fly), 1013 nucleotides. Its product is annotated as protein late bloomer. The transcript has 6 exons. The record is from RefSeq and is a predicted model, not a curated record. Gene Ontology annotation, cellular component: membrane. Bases 226 to 873 code for a protein of 215 amino acids. NCBI's taxonomy places the organism in Eukaryota, Metazoa, Arthropoda, Insecta, Diptera, Tephritidae.
UUUUUGGCAUUUCAAAAAUUGACUUCGUUCAAGACGGUUGCUUGGUCACUCAUUGCUCUUGCCAACUGGUUUGCGCGUUUAAAUUGUGAAUAUUUGAAUAAAUUUCAUUUACUUAGUGUGUUGUUGCGGUGUUUUGUGAAGAAGUGAAAAAAGAAAGAAAUAAAACAAAAAAGUUUCUACGGCUUUCUACAGUGUUAUAGCUAAAGAAGCGGCAAAGUUUUCAAAAUGGGUUGUACAUCCGGUGUAAUGAAAUGUAUUUUGAACAUUUUGAAUGUUGUCAUGGCGAUCUUCGGUCUGCUGCUGAUCGCCUUGGCUGUUCUCUCCUUCAACACCGCACCGAAAGUCUAUAUCUAUUAUCUGUUUAUUGUGGGUGGCGUUAAUUUCGUAGCAGCAAUGUUGGGUUGCUGUGGCAUUUGCCAAGAAGAUGUUUGCCUGACGAUGACGUAUGCCAUUAUUAUUGCGCUCUCCCUGGUUUCGCAAAUAGUUGGCAAAUAUUACGCUUCCGAUUCGGGUGCAAUUAAAGAAUUCGCUACCAAAGAUGUGGAGAAGACGUGGUUGGAGGAAAUUAAAUUGCCUGGUGCAAUGAACAAUACACAGCAAACGUAUCACUGUUGCGGUAAAAUUAACCCUCAAGAUUAUUAUGCCAUCGGACGUGCCGCAUACCCCGCCAGCUGUUAUCCUCAAAUGAUUGUAAAUCAAACGGCACUCUGGAAUAAGGGCUGCAUCCAGGCGGCCGAAGAGCAAUUUCUAAACAUUUUCAAUUAUUCAUCGAGCGGUGAAUGGGGAAAUCUUGUCUUCACGGCUGUGAUGUUGUUGUUCGCCAUAUAUCUGGUUGUGCGUUUCCGCAGUAAACAGCGUCGGUAUGAUUACUAAGGCGCAUUUCACAAGUGUUACAUAUAACUUUUAUGUUUACUAAAAUACUUAAUACAACCGGGUACCACAUACAAGUACGAGCAAAUUAAGAGAAGCGGAAAACAUAUUUUGGCACUCGAAAUUUUGCAAAAAAAAAAAAA